CUCACUCUGUCGCUCUCAGGUGUCUGCAUGCGUGUUUUGGGACCAACAUGGGAUUCUCGUUGCCCCUAUAGGUCGGACCCCUUGUGAAGAAGCCUUUACUCAUGUCUAACCUGCUCUCCGAGACCUUUACAAAUGCGUUUGCUAAAGUUCGCCUAUCAUCGGAUAGGGUUUUAAAAAGAUUUAUUCGCCUUAUAAAUUCAAUCAUGAACUUUGCCGUUCGCGUGCUCCAGUUAUUUCUUGUGACGCUUCUGUAUUUUUCGGCUGUCAAGAGUGCCUACAUACCCAGGGAGGGAGGCAGAAGCACAUAUGAUGUGGUGCCAUUCAUGGAAGUGUAUAACCGGUCUCUCUGCCGUCCUCGGGAAAUGCUGGUGGAAAUUCAACAGGAAUACCCUGAUGACAUUGAGCAUAUCUUCAUCCCGUCCUGUGUGGUUCUCACCCGCUGUGCUGGGUGCUGCAAUGAUGAGAUGAUGGAAUGCACCCCUACCGUCACAUACAACAUUACCUUGGAGAUUAAAAGACUGAAACCUCUCCGUCAUCAGGGUGACUUUUUCAUGAGUUUUGCAGAACACAGUGAAUGCCAGUGUCGGCCGAGGAAAGAUGCACUGGAGACAAAAGAACAAAAACCCCGGAAGGGCAAAGGCCAAAAGCGAAAGAGAAAGAAAAACAGUGAAAAAAAGCAGGAUUUUAGUCAGUGUGAGCCUUGCUGUCCUACAUGCUCUGAGAGGAGAAGAAGGUUGUUUAUUCAAGACCCUGAGACGUGUCAGUGCUCCUGUAAACACUCUGAAGCUGACUGCAGGUCUAGACAACUAGAACUCAACGAAAGGACCUGCAGAUGUGACAAACCAAGGAGGUGAACCGAACCGACUUGAGAAUGGACUCUGACAUGAAGGAAUAUUUCACAGUAAUUCACAGCACUUUGAACUUUCAGCUUUGAACUUGGGUCUCGUUUUCCGUCCCGGAGAUAUUGAACGAAUGAAGUGAAGGGGUUUGGGGGAAGUGGGGGGCCAAUAGUCAAUGAAAUGUUCUCUCUGUAUAUUUUCAUGAUUUUCGUGUGCGUGUUAAGCGAAGCGAGAGACUGAAAGCACAGGAUUUGAUUUGCUGCUAAAGGGUCUUUUACGCAAAUACCUGCGUAAAUGUUUCUGAUCUCGGCUGGCGUGCGUAAAGUCGUACUCGAAAUCACUCAGCGAAACACAUCACUGGAUUUGGGUCUACUGUGCAGUUUUUCAUGUGAAUCUAAAGCACAAACGAAAUGUUUGUAGGACUGCAACAAUUUGUCAGCGUCCACUGUGCGCCGUGGAAUCAUUCCUCCCAGAACGUGAAGACUGAGAACAAUGAGUGUGUUUUUAUAGAUGGACAAAUGACUGGAGUUUUGACGGAAGACUGAACUGAUUCUGUCAUUGGAAAGUUACACAGUGACGCCAUGGUUGCACAAGAGCUCUGACCUUGAAGAGGCACACCUAAGAGGAUUUUGGUCAUAUUCACUCCUUAAAGGGAUAUUCAUUCUUUGACAUCUUUGGAAACCACUUUGUGUAGAUCGUAUGAUUCGAUUCCAUGCUUCCACACUACUGGGGAUUUGGUUGUCGUUCAGCUUGAAACUUUAGUCCAAAUUUAUUCCCCUAAGCAAUUCAGUAAUUUAUGAUUUUAAAAAAAAUAUAUUUUCAGUAUUCUAUCUCUUUGUAUUUAAUUUGACCUAUUUAUGUGCAGUGUUAUGUUAAGAUGGAACUUCUUGCCCUUUAAUGUCUGCAAACCUCCAUGGCUGUCUGAAAAAAAAAGCUUUUCAUCCUGUUUUAUUUUCUGUAGAUGAACAGAGAAACAUUCCUAGAACUGAUCAGUGAGUCGUGUUGCCAACUGCCUUGACUUUGCCGCCUUGCUGCAGAUGUGUGUGUGCCGUGUGAUCUCUAACAAACAAACUGUGUUAAUGUGAUUUUGUGUGCAUACGAGGCUAGUGUUUGUGCGCGUGCAUGUGUGAGUAUGCUUUGGCGAAACAGUCCUGAUGUCAGUGUGACAUACGUAUUGAAUAACAAUAUAGCAACCAAAUGUAAAUAUAGGCCAAACCCACAUCACCUUUUACUUCUACUAUAAUAAGAUCUAACAAGCUGAAACCGUAUGAUAAGAUUUGAUUGGAGUUUUACAUUAUUUAUUUACUCUGUGUAAAUAUGUUGAAUAUUAACAUCUUAUUUGUGUCUGUGUAAUGUAGUACAGCAUAUUUAUUUUCAAAUUAUAUUGCUCUUUUUCUAUAAAAUAUUGUUUGAAAGCUCUUGAUGUUUUACGAUUACAUGAAAGCACCUUGCAUAGCUGUUGGUUUGGUUAAUAUUUAUUAAUUGCAAUAUAGUAUUCAGUGUUUAGGUUCCUUUUGAAGUUAUCAGUUAUUACAGAUUUCAGAAGUAGACAAUUAUCUUGAGGAAAGGCCUAUUCACACCAAGGAUGAUAAGUAUAAAGAUAAGGAUAUAGUUCUAAAAAUCCACAUCACAGCUAUAACGAUAAUGGCACAGAGAAAUGAUAUCGUUGGAAUCACUUUCCGAACAAUUUUUUUCCAGCUUAUGAACGAUAAAAACACUGACACCCAAUCAGAAUCAAUCGAGCUUGAGAAAGCAGCAAACAAGCGUGUGCUUAGAAUAAACAGAUGAUAUUGUUCGCUGGUGUGGAUAAUAUAUAGUGUGAACGGGCCUUAACUCAUGACUCAAAGAACCAUUAUGGGCAUUCAGGAGCAUACAUGACCUUAUUUCUUGUAGGUAAACUUUUACAUAUUGAGAUCCAGCCACCUUUAAUCAAAUGAAAACUGUCAUCAUCUGCCCCUUCAGUUCAAACGGAUGCAUAAUGCUCCUGCAUGUCCCUAUUGUAUAAAUAAGAAUAAUAGCUACAUUUCUUGAUACAUGCUGAAAAGUUUUCAGAACUGCUUUAUAUAUUGCACUUACGUCAAGAAAUGCAUAUCACUGUUAACAAUAGUUGAUUAUUUUAUUAUUUGUUCUCGAUGUGGCCUAGAGUUGCAUCACUAAAAGAUUCCACUUUAAAACUAUGUUUUUGUUCAAAAUGUGUCCUACAUGUGGUUCAGUUCAGUCUUGGCGAACAUUAUGUAGGAUUGUUUUGGUUUGUUGAACUCUAUAAAAAAUACAAAUUUUCAACUAGCUGUUACCAUUCCAGAAAUUUCCCAUCCGUCUCGCUAAACCUGAGCCGACAGGUCCAUGUGAUCAUCAGAAUGGCAGCCAUCAGUAGAUCAGUGUUAAUGAGGCUUAGGUUUAAGAGCGGUUUGUGGAACAGUUUGCAGUGUUUGUUUUGAAACAGCUGAUUUUAGCCUGAGCGGUGCUCUGCUCAUACUAGAUUAGCCAAUAUGUUUGACAUAAUAUAACCAUGUGAAGCACUUAAGAGCAGCAGCUUUACACUACCUAUGAAAUAUGAGAUAAUCCUCUUGCCGCCCUCCCCCCACCUGCACAGGCCCCUCCGGCCACUUAAAUACCCCAAGAAUGCUGUAAGUGACUUAAGAUGUGAUUAGAGGAGGAAUUUUGGGGUGGCAGGUUCACGUCUCCUGCAUAAACCGUCAUUUUAGUUGGAUCUACCAGUGAACUUUACCCCAUCAGUUUAACUUCGAGUUAAAUGGCAUGAACCGGGUGGUUGCAGGUUUAAAUCCCAGAUUUUUUUAAUGCAUUUUGUCCAAUCAGAGUGGAGGAGGUUCAUUCUCAGUAAAGGUUGCCAUGUGCCAUGACUUGUUACUGAUAUAAUGAACUGGAUACUGCACUUCACAAUAAGGUUUCAUUUGUUAACACUGGUUAACUAUAUUAGUUAACUUGAUCUAAGAAUUGACAGUACUUCUACAGCAUUUAUUAAUGAAUUUCAACAAAUACUAAUAAAAAAGUGUUUUAAAUCAAAA
Carassius carassius (crucian carp) is the source of this 3865-nucleotide messenger RNA. Its product is annotated as vascular endothelial growth factor A-A-like. The transcript has 8 exons. Lineage: Eukaryota; Metazoa; Chordata; Actinopteri; Cypriniformes; Cyprinidae. The coding region runs from base 102 to 854 and encodes 250 amino acids. Gene Ontology annotation, cellular component: membrane. The record is from RefSeq and is a predicted model, not a curated record. Gene Ontology annotation, molecular function: vascular endothelial growth factor receptor 1 binding; heparin binding; chemoattractant activity. Gene Ontology annotation, biological process: positive regulation of mast cell chemotaxis; vascular endothelial growth factor receptor signaling pathway; positive regulation of protein phosphorylation.